GCUGUUUCCUGCCUAUAAGUAACUAUAAAGGUUACUUUGUCUGUCCCUGGUGGCUGUGCCUGGAGGUGGUUCAGUCCAAGAGAGCACACGCUUUCUUGAGGGCAGGCCAUAAGCUGUGAGGUGAAGGCCUACAGCCAGAAGCAGGCCAACCUCCAGAGACACUGCAGACCUGCUCCUGGGCAGGGCCAGAUAUCCUCACGUGACAGCGGUCAGCUGUGUGUGUGUGCCCAUGUGAGGGGCGCACCUUUCCCCUGUGGGCAGGCGAAGCAGUGGAUUUCAGCUGCCAGCACUACAGCUGGUAGGGAUGUGUCCCUUCCCUGCUGCAGCAGCUAUCCUGGCUUUUGGCGUUCUUACUGUAAGGCCUGAUAACCUGCGUUGUUUUGGCUGAAAUAGGUCAGGAAGCUCUCGUGUGAGUGCCUGCUUCCCCACAGCAGGGGGAUGGGAGCAUCCCUCUACAGGGAGGUGGAGUGGCACGGCAUGGCGGGCUGGCACAGCUGCCUGCACAUGCUCUUUUGUCACACAGCUGUGGCAUGCAGCACAGCAGCAGACACCGUCAGGGGAAGUGAAACCGUUCCUAAGUCCAAAUAAACCCUUGGCUAAAUGAGUAAGCUUUUUUUUUUUCCUUCUGUGCUGCUUCAGGCUGCUUUCAGCAGUUUGCACUCGUGCCUGCAUAUUGUUGAUCCAAGAUGCCACAAAAUAGAAUUCUAUCGGUUGGAAAAAUAAUGGGUAAAAUUGUGAAGGUGCAGUUAAUGAAAUCCUUAUUCUGUUCACUGUCUUACCCUUCAGUCAUCAGCCUUUGGUUCCAGAGCGUGCAUCGAGUGGUACCAACCACAGUCUCAAAGCAACAAAGGAUUUCUCUUUGAAGAAUUACUCUCCACUUCCAAGUCAUGGAGAUUGUAAGGAUGAAAUGAGUGCAGUGUAUCUGAUGCUGCAGCACUGCAGACUUUGAAAAGAAGUGUGUUCUGUUCUGAAAAUCGUGGUCUAAGAGCUGCCUUUCUGUAUCAAUGCAGAGUAAUUUAAAUUAACUGCAGUGGUUUGGUCAGGCCUUCCCUGGAAGCCUGUUAAAUUUGACCUGAAUUAAUUUUGUUCAGCUUGAUAGCAAGACAGACUGGGAUAAGUCAAACAUUUCAUUGCAUUUGUAGGAGGCUGAACCAGCAACUUGAAGAACACAGAACAUGGAAAGAAAAAACACCUAAAGCCAAAUGCUAUUGCAUUACCAUAUUAGCUCUAAUUAGUGGUUGUUCAGUUCCAGGCAAGUUGAGGUUGCUGCUCAUAGCUUGGGAGUAAAUUUGUAGUGUGAAAACUCCCCGCUUACUGUGAUAAUUAGUUUGUUCCAAAGUAUUAGUGGGACGGUGCAAGUGUCAGUGUGACUCAGGUUUUCAGUCCUGAUAACCUCAUUUGAAUGUCCUUUCCAGAGUGCCUUACGUGCCUGCUUAUGGGAACCUAAAGGCCUGCUAACAGAACCAAGUCCUGUGAUAUUGCAGAGUUGAUAACACAGAAAAAAGCCCACCAAAACCGAACAUGCACACAAAUAUCCCUUGAAAGAAGAUUGAUGUUUAUAGAGGGUUUUUUAUGAAGCUGUCAACACUGAUUUACUGUGAAGAUAUGUUCAGUUCAUUUUGCUGAAGGAGAUGUCUGCAGCUGGGACCACAUGCAAGUUGCAAGGGGUUCAUCCAUAAGAUUCCAAAAUAAGUGUGUCUAAACUCCAAGGCUCACCUUACAACAGUUUAUAGAGCUGUGGGAAUGCAUGGGAGACUUCAGAUGGCCUAAGUGGACGUAAAUUCUGUGGCUGUGGAAAGGGGUGAUCCUACAGUUCCAAGCCACCACUGGUGCAGCAGUAGCGUUUUUAUGGAAAUUCUGGUGAUUAACAGUCAUGGCAACCAUAGAGGAACUGGCCCAUCAAAUUAUUGAGCAGCAAAUGGGAGAGAUUACCCAUUCCCAGGGAGCUGUUACACAAACACUAAUGGAUGGGGCAGCACAACGAAUACAGAUCGUCCCUUCAGAUUCAGGCCUCUCUUUACCGCAGCGUAUACAGAUUUUAACAGACAACUCUCCCAAUGAGCAGGCCCUAAAUAAAGUGUUUGAUCUGUGUGUUGUGUGUGGAGACAAGGCAUCAGGACGUCACUAUGGAGCAGUAACGUGUGAGGGCUGCAAAGGAUUCUUUAAAAGGAGCAUACGGAAGAAUUUGGUGUAUUCGUGCCGAGGAACAAAGGACUGUGUCAUUAACAAACACCACCGGAAUCGCUGUCAGUACUGUCGGCUGCAGCGAUGCAUCGCCUUCGGAAUGAAACAAGACUCUGUGCAGUGUGAGAGGAAACCUAUUGAAGUGUCAAGAGAAAAAUCUUCCAACUGUGCAGCUUCUACAGAAAAGAUCUACAUUCGGAAAGAUCUUCGCAGCCCAUUGGCUGCAACUCCAACUUUUGUAACAGACAAUGAAACAGCAAGGUCAACAGGUCUGCUGGAAUCGGGAAUGUUCGUUAACAUUCAGUCUGGAAUUAAAAGCGAGCCUACGGUGCUGAUGACGCCAGAUAAGGUUGAAGCCUGUCAGGGAGACUUAAGUACCUUGGCAAACGUGGUGACAUCAUUAGCAAACCUCAGUAAAUCCAAAGAUCUGUCACAAAGCGGUACAGAGCUGUCUAUGAUUGAGAGUUUAAGUAAUGGAGAUGGAUCAUUACCUGAACUCCAGCAAGAAGAACAAGGAAGUAGUGAUGUUACAAGGGCAUUUGAUACUCUUGCAAAAGCAUUAAAUCCUGGAGAGAGUGCAGCGUGCCAGAACUCUGAAAGUGCUGAGGCCAACGUACAGCUCGGUGCUGGAGAAACAAGCAUGAAUAUCGUUGAAAUAGAGGGGCCACUACUCAGUGAUGCACAUGUAGCCUUCAGGCUCACCAUGCCUUCUCCUAUGCCCGAAUAUCUUAACGUUCACUAUAUCUGUGAGACAGCCUCCAGGUUGCUUUUCUUGUCCAUGCACUGGGCCCGUUCCAUUCCGUCUUUCCAAGCUUUAGGACAGGAUAACAGCAUAUCCUUAGUAAAAGCCUGCUGGAACGAACUUUUUACGCUUGGUCUUGCACAGUGCUCUCAAGUCAUGAAUGUGGCAACUAUAUUGGCUGCGUUUGUUAAUCACCUUCACGACAGCUUGCAGCAAGAUAAACUGCCAACAGACAGAGGAAAACUAGUAAUGGAGCACAUCUUCAAACUGCAAGAGUUCUGUAACAGUAUGGUGAAGCUUUGCCUAGAUGGAUAUGAAUAUGCAUAUUUGAAAGCAAUUGUACUCUUCAGUCCUGAUCACCCAGGGCUGGAAAAUGUGGUGCAGAUUGAGAAAUUUCAAGAAAAGGCGUACAUGGAGUUCCAAGACUACGUAACAAAAGCAUAUCCAGAUGAUACUUACAGACUGUCUCGACUUCUUCUCCGAUUGCCUGCCCUGAGGCUGAUGAGUGCUGCCAUUACUGAGGAGCUGUUCUUUGCAGGACUAAUUGGAAACGUUCAGAUCGAUAGCAUCAUCCCGUACAUUCUGCGAAUGGAGACGGCAGACUACAAUACUCAAAUAAUUGGUCAUGCCGUAUAAAAGUAGCGAUCAAGGAUUCUGUACCAUGGCAGUCAUGGUGAUGUAAAUGCAUACUCUGUCUCCAAGAGGCCUUCCCAUGCACCUUUCUAAAGAAGACUCGUGUUCCUCCUUUCCAGUACACUUGGGAAAUGCGGUGGAGUGUCUUAAGGAAUAUAGGAUCGCUUCCUAUUUUUCAUCUGAUCUUCAAGGACUUGUAAAUUUACUUGGUAUCUGCGGAAAGUCGAGAAUUGUCCAUCCUAUUUUUGUAGAUAGAUGAACUUGGAAUAUUUGUUUAUGAAACCCAGGCUUGUGAAGAAACGGAAGAUGCUUUGACUGAACUAAGGUAUCUCAACUUAGUUUGGUGUUUUAGACAAAUAAAUUAAGUUUCCUCUCUGAGUUGUGUUUUCAGUGUUUUGCUGCUAGUUCUUUCUCACUGAUUAAAUGGAAAAUACUAUCAAACGUCUUGAAAAGGGCAUUGUUUCUAUGGAAGGGAGACCUUUAUAACCAAACUUUUAUCUUCUGUUCUUUUGAAAAGAGGUUAUUUCAUGUUGAAUGAAGCAGUGGAUAUUGUUACAAGAGCAGGGAAGGCAGAGGUAUUUCACACUUAAAAAUAUUCUGCUUACAUGUUGAUGCAGUUGGUCAAAAGUAAAACUGCAAAGGAUCAGCAUUGACUGUUCUGUGGAUGCAAAGGUAUACUAUGCUGUAAUAUUGUGUGUUGGUAGAUAUCAGCUGUUUUAUACUAUGAAAAAUUGAGAACUGUGUACUGCAGGUAUUCAAAGAGAUCAGCCUCCUAUUUUUUCUGCUCUCAGAAGUUAAACGUUUUUCACAGUACCCCUUCCUCUUUCAAACUCAGUACACAGGGAGGGAGGCAUUGUACAUGUGUCUCAGUUUUCUUUCAACCACCUCUAUAACCAAAUUGUGUUUAGAAUUCUGCACACGUGUUCAUAUUGUUUCUCUUGUAUAGGACUUGGUUUUUUUUUUUUUUUUUUUUUUUUAUUAGCUUUUGCCUAUUUAGCUGUCUUUUCCAGUCAGUCUCAUAUGAUUAUUUUUUAAAUUAGAAAUUACUGAAUCCAAUACUUCUGCUUAUACGAGUGUGGUCUCUGCUGCUUUGCCUGUCCAUGUUAGAAAUGAGUCUAGAUACUUCACUUAUGUUGACUGAAUCAUCCUUCAUGGCUCCAUCUAAGGAUGGGUUCAGAUGCUUUCCUAUCUUGAGGAACGUGCCUGGUUGUCAAAUAAGACUGAUGGUUGAUCGCUCCAAGCUUCCCUUUGCAACGGGAAACUAUAUAUUCCUAGCACAUUUAAUAUCUGUUGCUUAAAAUUAGAGAGAGAUUCUAGGAAAAGUGAUGGUCUGCUGCCAACAGUAGCUUGUAGGUUUAUCUACAUCUUGGAUUGAGGCCUAGUUCCAUUUAUCCUGAACUUUUUAGUCCUCUGGCAGCACUGAGUGAGGAAGAACCUCGCCCAAUUCUUUAGACAAAAGAUCAGCUUCGAGGGAGGCCUUUGCUUCUCUGUAGCAGCAACUCCAAGGCCAUGCUAACAUUGAGGGGACAGGUAGAUGAGACUUUGGUGAUAUCUGUGUUUUUUCCCAGCACCUGAGGAUCUCAGUCAUCCAAAAAGAAUCAGAAAACUGACACUGAAUUAUUCUGUCCUUUUUAAUUCCACUACUAGAGUUGUUUGGAUCUUCCUCUGCUGCCUUCUAAUCAGAGGCUGCACUACAGGAUUGCUCAUACACAAUUCCACAGAUGGAAACGCUUGGUGCUGAGGACCUCUUAUGGGAUGGAACCAUUCUCCCCUGCUCUGAAUUUGGCAUGUAGCGACUUCCUGGAGAACAGCCUUUAAAGAUGCUGGAGCUUCCCAUGGUGCCUGAGCCCUUCCCACAGUCCGUGUGUCUAAAGGAGAAGGAUUGAGGCUCUGCAUUCAUGUUUCCUGGAGUUCAUGAAGUGUGAUUGUCCCUCUCUACUCUGCUCUUGUGAGGCCCCAUCUGGAGUACUGUGGCCAGGUAUGGAGCCCCCAGUACAAGAAAGACAGAGAGCUGUUGGAGAGGGUCCAGAGGAAGGCCACAAAGAUGAUCAGAGGGCUGGAGCACCUCCCCUACGAGGACAGGAUGAGGGAGCUGGGCUUCUCAGCCUGGAGAAAAGAAGGCUGCGGGGUGACCUCAUUGCAGCCUUUCAGUACCUAAACGGAGCCUAUAAACAGGAGGGGAGUCAACUCUUUGAAAGGGUAGAUAACAGCAGGACAGGGGGAGAUGGUUUUAAAUUGAGGGAGGGAAGAUUUAGGUUGGAUAUCAGGAGGAAGUUCUUUACUAUGAGAGUGGUGAGGUGCUGGGACAGGCUGCCAGAGAGGUUGUGGAUGCCCCAUCCCUGGAGGUGUUCAAGACCAGGCUGGAAGGGGCCCUGGGCAGGCUGGUCUAGUAUUCAAUAGGGAGGUUGGUGGCCCUGCCUGUGGCAGGGGGGUUGGAGCUUUAUGAUCCUUGAGGUCCCUUCCAACCCAGGCCAUUCUGUGAUUCUGUGAGGACUACUUUUCUGUCUCAAGAGGGCAGUAGUUACAGAAAUGUGAAAGACAAUGGCUGCCAAUAUACUGUGCUGGUCUCUUCCCAGUGGUUACAGGCCCCAUCAUCUUGCCGUCUGUAGGACCAAAUUGCAGACAGGAAGUGAAUUGUUCUAUUCAUGUCUCCUCAGAAAUUUGGACCCUGUCUUCCAGCCCUAUGCUAUCCCCAGCCCUUCUCUGUUGCUAACAAGAACAGAUGUAGUUGUGUUAAGCCCUUUAUGGAAGUUGCCAAGAGGUUACUCCUGAAUAAUUUAUAAAUGGUUUACCAGGCAUUUCAAAUACUGGAAGAAUUUGACUCCCUAUAUUCUCCAAAUUCAGAUAACCCAUUUUCCUUCUAAAUGCAGUAGAGACUGCAAAUCUCUCCCACAUCCUUGCAGAUUUAUACUUUUUAGCCUUUGGGACCUGUGCCUCAGGCAUGAUAAGCAGUUCUUUGUUUACAGCUGGCCAGAAGAUUCAGUAAAUGUGGUUUCUGCAUGGUAUUGUAUAGCUGCAGAAACAGCUGAGAAAAUACCAGUGUUUGUAGAGAGGUAAAUCUUUAGGGAUUGAAUCCUUCAGCAUAUCUGUCUUUGAGAGCCAUGUUUUGGAGGAUGUGGCCAUAGAAACUUAUUUUCUCUGAAAUUCUGCUUGUUCCCCCUUCAUGCCAUAGUCUGAAGACAAGUUGGCCUAUUUCAGGGAAGCGUGGACUGCUAUCACUGCUGACUGCUGGACCGGGACAGCUUUGUUAGGCUGUGUUAACUCAGCAGUACAAGAACCAUGGUCACAUUCUUUUUGGAUGCCUGUCACCUGUGCAUGGCAGCAGAAGAUUCAAAUCUCAGUGGCUGACUUUUCCCCUUCCCACAGCUCUUACUGUUACUUCCCUGGCAAAAUCCCUUGGGCUUCAUCUGGGAUUUCUGCCAGAUCACUUAAAUCAAGAAUUCAACCCAUCCAUGUUUUUCUUUUUAAAUCCAGUGUAUCCAGAUGUGAGACUACCCAUUGUGUGUGGGGUAGCAAGAGACAUGUGUCACACCCUUUCAUGUGACAGAAACUUGCAGAUAUCGUAGAAUCUCGUUUUCUCAGUCAGGUGAGAAGUCAAACAGGAUGCCCAUCUCCAAGCUCAGUUACAGACUCUGUUACCUCUUUUGAGAGCAGUAUGGUUGAGUCACCAUCAGUAAUCAGGAUAUACUCUAGUAGUUGCCAGGCUGCGUUUGGGGCUUUGCUCAAUAUAUGUAUAGUAUUAUUACGAAAAGGAGUUCAAGAGAUCUUCAAAUUGCCAAGAAGUGGCACACACUUCUUAUGUACUGUGGCUAUGUGCAUAUCCAUCCAAAAAGAAAAGGUACUUAUUUCAAAAAGAUUCCAGUUACUUCUGCUGUCCAUCUGUGCGAUAACCAUAUGCCCUUCCUUCCCCUUGCUGUGGGUGGCUAACCAAAUGUAAGCUCCAUACCGACUGUCAAGUGAAACAAAAGAAGGAGAUAGAUGCAUGUACACCUGAGGUAUUGUAAGGGCCUCCCCAGAAAACCAUAAUCUUGGAUACCUCCAAUGUUUGGACUUCCAUAGAGUGAAUGUGCAGAUAUGCAACGCACUGCAAAAAGUGCUACCUACUGGUAAGUAACCUUUUUCCCCAAAGUUUCUUACAUGUUUUCCUCAUAAACCUUCAGUGUAAGUUCAGUACCGGGCCAAAGGCAGAGUGCGGGCUGGUCUGUGCUGCCUGGCAAGUAUUGUCUCCUGUCUUCUUGAUGAUCAAGAAGGUGGAUCCCAUAGUGCAGGUGCUUGCAUUUGUAUUAUUCACUUUUCUUACCAAGAAUAAUGGUACCACUUUUCAUUUAUCAUUUUGGGUUCUUUAACUGUAAAUUCAUGCUGUUGAUGAGCAGUGAGGCACAACUGGGCUUUCUCAGGAAUGGGCUGCCCUUCAUGCUGUUCAGUCACACUGUUGUUCAGCCAACACAAAUGCGAGCAGUAAGGCUCACUCCACUGUGGAUGUUAAAGUACCUCAUUAUUUUUGUGACCUCUUCUUUUCUCCUUUAUGUUUUAUUUUUUUAAACUUUCUGAUCUUCAGCUUUCUGAAACUUCCCAUACCUCGUCAGAAUACAACUAAACUGCGGCACUUACUACUAACAAUCUGCUUUGCCAGUGAAAGAACAGGCUCUGUUCUGAUAGCUUUAAAAUGUUCAGUGUUAAGAAAAUUCAUUUCUGUAUCAAUCACAUGAAUGGAAAAACCAUCCAUUUGGAAUCCUGCCCCUUCAGAUGGGAGCAGUGAUACACAGAACAAAUGGACUAGUUUGGAAGUGUAUGUUGUGCGUAUAUACAUGAGUUUAGGGGGCUUGUUUCAUGCUGGUAGAGUUCCUGGUACAAACAAUUGUUCUAUUUUAAACUUUCUUCAAAAGCACUUUCACUACAGUACCUUCUGCACUUAUAAACGUAACCUGUUGGUACCUCUCUUCUGUCACCAUUGGCGUCAGUGAAAGUCACUGCUGUGUUACUGUGUUCAGCAGCUGUGGUUUCCCAGCGCAGGCAUUAGAACGUCGCUGUACCUGUUCUGCUGUGGUAUAAAAAUUCAUUGUAAAUGUCUUGAAACCUGAAUUUGUAAAGUCUAUUUUGGCUGUAUUUUUUAAAAUAAAUAGCAAUCACCUAUCUGUUAGUGUUCUACGCAGGUUGUCUUACAGCCCUGAAGCAGUGUGUGUGAUUCCAAAGAGUCCGUGGAUAUUUCACUUUACUGUACAAUGUUGUGUUGUCAAUAGAUUCAUUCCCUGGGAUUUGUGACCACUGCAGUACCUUGCUGUUCUUUCCCCCUGUUGCUAUGAGCUCUUUGUUUUUGUGCUUAGUGCUCCUUUCUGCCCUGGGAGUUUGACUAUUUGAAAAUUAAUGAUUUAUUAUAAAAUGUAAUUUACCAACAUUUUUUUCUCUUAAAGCACUACCUGCAGACGUUGAUAUAAUGAAUUCCGAUCACAGAUCUUCAUGCCAAGUAAAGCAAUAGUUAUUUUUGGAGUUUACUCAUUUCAUCAUGAAUUGUGAAAUGAGGACAAGUUUGGGUCCUUUCCAGAACUGAUUUCUCAGUGACAAUUGAAAAGUUGUCUUUCUUUUUCAGUCUUCUAUUACAAGUGAUUGUGGUGUUUGCAUGAAUAUGCAGAUAGCCAGAACAAGUGAGAAAUGAGCUACCAUUCUCUCCACGCUUAGAUUCUGAAAUGUGUUCAUCUUGAAGUAAACGGAGUACUGUGGAGUAGACGAUGCAUUGUAGAGGAAAGCUUUGUAGGAUGAGAAAGUCUGGGUAACGUUGAUGAGAGCAGGGAAUAAACAGUUGGACUCUCGUCCCCCUCUGUUUGCAGAUACUCCAGUUUCUCUGUUGCUUCUGUUUUAAAAGCUUACCUUUCUCUGCACUUCCACAGAGCCUUGUUCUCUGGUCAGACUGCUAAUCUACUACCUGCUCCUUCCCAUACCAGUAAUAUUCCACAGCCUUUUGGUCACCUUUGAAGGAAAAAAGGAAGAGCCCUCUAGGAAGAAGUGCUCUUCUGGUAAAUAAUAGAAGUCUAGAAACUCUCCAGGGGGGUUACUCAGCAGCAUCUUCAACCAAGAUGGCCCGAGCAGUUCCCAACAAGCAGCAGGAGUCCCCUAAUAGCACCAUCUAAUAGCCAGCACCAUUGGUUUUGAGUGUUUUAGUAUUCAGGAACAUUGCACCUUGCACCUUGGUUCCAGACCAUGAAUCAAUCUCUUUUAAAGCAGAUGAAGACAAGUGAAAAACCUUUUUUUGAUUGUGCUUUUGGGAAAUGUGGGUUAUAGCAGGGCUACAAAUCCAAGAGGGAAAGCAUUAGAAAUUGCACUGUUCAGACCAGAGUGAGUGAAACCACGGUUAGAGGCUGGGCCAACAAAAUGUAAAGAAUGGUGAUGUGAAUUUGACAUUGCUUCUGAGACUCAGAAAUUUUGGAAGGAUGGGGCAGAUUUGCAAAAUCUACAUAGCUGGGUCUGUUGUGUGUUGGAUUUAUUAUUUUGAUUGCGAGAGGAAUUCCAAUUAAUUAUGGAAAUGUAUGUUCCUUAGUUGUGAAACCGUUGCAGAAUAAACUUAUAUGACUUCCCACACAAAGAAUAGAAGGAAUUGCAGUGGAAUAGAUAAGCAGUUAAUAUAUAUAUAUUGUAAGGUAAAAUGUAAAUACUGAACUGCUCCGUGGGUUGGUUUUUUACUCUUUCUGUGAAAUACUUGAACUUAGGUUUCUCAAAAUCAAUUUAUCACUGAAUAAAGCUCUUAAAAAUCAAA
Gallus gallus (chicken) is the source of this 10307-nucleotide messenger RNA. It is a transcript of the gene NR2C1, whose product is annotated as nuclear receptor subfamily 2, group C, member 1. Gene Ontology annotation, molecular function: nuclear receptor activity; zinc ion binding; RNA polymerase II cis-regulatory region sequence-specific DNA binding. The record is from RefSeq and is a predicted model, not a curated record. Gene Ontology annotation, biological process: negative regulation of transcription by RNA polymerase II; anatomical structure development; cell differentiation. NCBI's taxonomy places the organism in Eukaryota, Metazoa, Chordata, Aves, Galliformes, Phasianidae. The transcript has 15 exons. The coding region runs from base 1874 to 3562 and encodes 562 amino acids.